UCAGAGAGUGGAGGAGAGAGAGGGAGCUGGUGUCUUCUCUGUGAGCAUUUACAUCAGCUACGUUUCAGAAGAAUCCCUGCCACCACAGCCUUGCAGUCAUCCAGAGAGCAGGAUGCUCAAGGCAGAUGAAGGGAUGGGAAGAGAGACUGCUCUACACGAUGGGAAGUGCCUCAGCAGCAUUCGCAAGGUACAGUGUUUGAAUUCCAGCAUGAAGCUCAGCCAUGGGAGCAAAGUCAUUUCCAUCCUCAAAGACAGAGGCAGCAGCAGCAGCAGCAGCAGCAGGCAGCUGCAUCAGGGAAAUAUUCUGGUUCAGUGCGGCAUGUGACUGAUGGGCAGCUAGAAAGUUUCAGAACCUUCCAACGAUCCUCGCAUCAUCCUCUGGACCUACAAUAUAACAUCUGCUCUAAUUUUCAAACCUCUGGUUUUCUGACCACACUCCCUGGCCUUAAAGGAUGGGUGAUGGGCCUGUAACUGACCGCACCCACCUACCCCAUCCUACCCUUCAAUGGAGCCAACGUGGAACUCCUCCCACACGUCUCCACAGCCAACAUCCAACCUGUCUGCCUCAUCUCUGCCUGAAGGCUGGGCCUUGUCCCAGGCACUAGCUCUGCUAGCAAUGCUGCUAAUGGAUCUGCUGGCUGUGGUGGGCAAUGUGGCUGUCAUGGCUGUGAUCGCCAAGGCCCCACAGCUCCACAAGUUUGCCUUUGUCUUCCACCUGUGCAUGGUGGACCUCAUGGCAGCUCUGGUGCUGAUGCCCCUCGGCAUGCUGUCGAGCCGGGCCUUCUUUGGGGAGGCUCUUUGCCGGAGCUAUGUCUUUCUUAGUGUGUGCCUAGUCAGCGCUGCCAUUCUCUCCAUCUCCGUCAUCAACGUGGAGCGAUACUACUACAUCAUACAUCCCAUGCGUUAUGAAGUGAAGAUGACUGUUGGUCUGGUGGCUUCAGUAUUGGUGGGGAUAUGGGUCAAAGCUCUGGCCAUGUCUGCUCUUCCACUGCUUGCUUGGUUCCUGCAAGGUGGAAGGACUCCUCUUUUGGAAAGUGGCGGGGUUGGGGGAGGUGGUGGAGGGGCCAUUCCACCUCCCCCUGCGGCUCAGGGUCAUAGGCGCUGCUCCCUUCACUGGACUGGAGGAGGGUCAAACCGCCUAGCCUUCAUGGUCCUGUUCACUCUGGUGUAUUUCCUCUGUCCGCUGUUGGUUAUUCUGGUUGUUUACUGCAACAUGUUCAAAGUUGCUCGGGUGGCAGCCAUGCACCAUGGUCCGCUUCCCACUUGGAUGGACACGCCGCGACGGCAGCGGUCAGAGUCGCUCAGCAGCAGGUCUACAAUGGUCACCAGCUCUGGGACAGGCACUGGCACGGACAGAACAACUCCACAUCGACCCUUUGGGGGAGGAAAAGCUGCGGCCGUUUUGGCAGCUGUAGGUGGACAGUUCCUCUGCUGCUGGUUGCCCUACUUCACUUUCCACCUGUACUCAGCACUAGCUGCCAGUCCACCCGCUGCGCUAGCCUCUCUGGAGGAGGUGGUGACCUGGAUCGGCUACUUCUGCUUCACUUCCAACCCCUUCUUCUACGGCUGCCUGAACAGACAGAUCCGUGAUGAGCUAGGCAAGCAUCUGCCUUGCCUCUUUCGCAGAACAGGCGUCGAAAUGGAGGACAGACUGCCAAGCCGUGACGGUUCCAUAGAGGAGAAUUUUCUUCAGUUUCUUCAGGGCACUGCCUGUAACCUGGAUCCUCAAAACUCUCAAAGCACUUCAAGUCCUAAAGUGGGAGAGGCCUGCUGCCCUGUUGCUCAGUGCCAAUCAACUGAGAUAGCACAACCCAUUCCCAUUGAUUUUCGCAUCCCUGGACAAAUUGCAGAGGACACUUCAGAGUUUAUUGAGAUUGAACAGGCAAAAAACAACCACAUAUUUACAGACAAUUAAAUCUUUGUUGCUGUCGAUCAAAACUGCAGAUAUGAAAGUGUUUCAGGAAAUUCUCCCUUUUCUACUUUUGUUUAAGAUGGAUGUUAGUUUGACCCUGCAGGUUUUAACCAUGUUUUUCAGCUUAUAGUGACGAGUUGAUGGUGCCUUGCGAAACUAUAAAUACCUAUUUAACUUUUGGACAUUUCCUUGCGUUACAACUACAAUAUUUAUACAUAAUUUAUCACAAUAACCCUAGAAAAUAGAUUGUGGAGUGGAGGGAAAAGGGUAUAAAUGGAUAUAAGUUUCUGUCCUUCUUUUCUCUGCCUAAAAUAACCUAAUUACAUUUUUUUUUUAAACUGAGUUUACCCCCAGAGUUUAAUUAGAUUUUUUUCCCCGUUAUAAAUCCAACUUUUCUGAGAAGGUCUGUUGGAGAAUAAACAGCAUCAUUAGAACAAAUAAAAACAGCAGAUAUAUCAGGGAACCAGUGGUGAAGAAGUUCAAGGCAGGGGUUUACAUGAAGAACUAUUCAAUCAACCAUCCACAAAUGGAAAGAGCAAGAGCAGGAAACUGGAACCAGUGGUUGCAGAGCCCUGGUUUAAACCGACAGGCGGAAGGAAUAGAACGCGGUACCUCUUGAAAGGGUACAGUAAUGCAAAGGUGGAGUCAGAGGAUGUGCUGACAUGGAAACUCUUCGUUGUUCAAUUAAAAAAACAUACAAAAUCCAUGGCAGAGGUGAAAAGAAAGCCAAUAGAGAUAAUUCAUGUUUGCCACAAGCUGUGUGAAGAAGGUGUUCUAAUCAAAUCAAAAUAUCACUUUUUUUGGCUAAUAUGCAUCAGAAAUGUACACAGAACAAUUAACAUUUCUCUCACUCUGAAUACACCACCCACAGAGGGAAACACAGCAGUGCAAGUAUCAUAUUGUGACAAUAUUUCUCCUUAGCUGGGUCAGCUGCAAACAACUUGGCUUUCAGCAGGCGCACAAUCAAAAAUGUUCAGUCAGAGCUAAAAAAGGGGUUUUGAUCAGUGGUUCCCAUACUUCAUUCUACACCCUUCCAAAUAUUAUAUCCUGGCCUGAGAAUCCCACUUGUAAAUUUACAGACAAUGCCACGAAAUAUGUAUAGAAAAUUUAUUUUAAAUUUUUGUUUUUAUUAUCUUUAUUCCCUAUUAAUUUAUAAUGAUGUUCGUUUAGCAUAUAUAAUAUUAUCUAUUUGUACAAAUCUGUAUUAUAUUCCAAGUGAAUGAACUUGUUGAUGAGAACAGAACAAAAGCAAUCAAACCUUUCUAAGUGUGUGUGUGUGGGAGGCCUGAGCUUCAUCUAUUUCAUAUGCAUAUCGUUGUCCAAAUGUAAACAUGCCCUGUGUUUUGUUUUGAGUACUCUAAAGUUUAAAAGCCAGAUUCAGACAAGUAGCUGUUAAAAAGGGAAAAAGACAUUUCAGUGCCCUAUCUGCCUUAGUGGGAUGGUCCUUCAUGGUAUAGUUAGACCAAGGAAACUUGAUCAAAAAACACAUAGUUUUUAUAGGUUAAUUUGAUAUAUAUAUGGUCUACAAUAUUUUUAUAAUAAUGAUUUAAAACAUAUUCUUCAUAAUAAUGAAAAUGUAUAUUUAGUUUUGGCACUUUUGUUUAUUUUUCUGCAAUUUCCUGAGGCAGACCCUAUUGCUCCCUCCUGGGGGGUCGUCCCCAGCUAACCUCAGCAGGGCAACAGGGAUCUAAACCACUUUAAAAGCCACUGGCAUAUUAAACCUUAGUCAAAGACCAGAACUAUUCAAUAGAGGCCUAAAACUGGACACACAAAACUACAUGUCGUACUUGGAGUUGUGGUUUAAAAAGUUUUUUUUACCUAAAUGAGCUGAAUAAAAUGUGGGUCAGAAACAUGUAUUGUUUCCCUUCCACCUCACAUGACACAUUGUUUUUGCUGUUCUGUCACAUAAAAGUCCCUUGAUCAUAUUGUUGUUACCCGGCAGAAUGUGAAACCUUUUUAAGACGUCGUGAGGUAUUCCGCUUUCAACUGCUCCAUGUCAAAAUUCCUUAUCAAGUAAGUUUUAAAAAAUAAAUCUGCGUUUUGUCAUUUAAUCACUCAGCUCAGUAUAAAUAAAAAACUUCACAACAAAAAGAAUAAAUAAAUUCAGUUAUUAAUUGAGACAGCUUAUUAGUGAAUUUACUCAUGAUGGAGGCUUCCAAAUAAGAUUUGAAUUGUUUAAUUAUGAUUUUUUAGAGAACAGUUUUUUUCAUUUCAUUAUUGUCAGUUAAUUAUGUUGCUUAAUUCAAUAUUCAGUCCAUCAAGUUUUGUAAAAAUAAUGAACAAACCAACCUCCAAAUAAACACAUUUUAAAGUCUACUUAGGUACUCGUUAACAUAAAAGCUUUCUUUCUAAUUGUGCAAAUAAAAAAAAAGAACAGCAAUAAAACAUUAAAUCUAUGACAGACCAUUCAGCUUUCAUCCAUUAAGUGACAACAUCAGUCCUUUAAGCCAUGAUGGUCUCAUUUUAAACAUAAGUAGCACAGAUAUUACAGUAUUAUUUUAAAAAUAGGCUCUCAGAAAGCUGGUGAGAAUUAAAGUGACUCAUUUUAGAUUAAAAGAUAACUUACCUUCAGGGUUAUUAAACUCUCUGCCAUAUGGUGUAUUUUCUGGGAAAGGACUUUUUAAUACCAUCUGGAGAAACUGCAUCACAUUCAAAAAGUGUUCUGUUUCCUGCAUUGUUUAAUGUGAUAUACUGUGUUUUGUUUUUGUACGACUGUAGCUUUAAGUUGUUUAUGACACUCAGUGAGUGCAAUUUUUCUAUAUUGUGAAUCUCAGCUAUCAUGAUGAGCAGGAUGAUUUAGUUUGUUUUUGUUUGGACAUGUAAACAGAACUUGUUUCUAUGUUAUUACCUGUGGUCAUUCUUAUCAGAGUGAAAAAUAUGUGCUCCUUUGACUGCAGGGCCCUCAUGGUACCUCUCCAAGAAAAGAGCAUUUGGAUGUUUACUGUGGUCUGUCAGGUGUUAUUUCUGCACACUAAUGCUUUUUAAAAGUUUUAUUAGGACUAUGGCUUUCAGUCUAUAAGUUUCUCAACCUGUGUUGAACUGGAAUUAAGGAUCUAUUUGACCAAACAUAUGUGGAUGUGACUGAUCAUCUUUCUUACACACAUGCUGUGGAAACAGGGUUUAUAUAGUACCUUCUUAAGGGGUAUUUUUAGAAACAAAGGCAGUCAAAAUCCCAAAACUUGUUAAGCUUGAUGCUUUGUUUUCACCAUGCCUAAAGCAUACCCCAAACUGUGAACGAUGUCGUUUAAGGUUUGCUUCUGUUCAGAGAUCAUUUCUAUGCUGUGACAAAGAAGAAAGGAGAAUAACUUCCACUGUUUUUGGGAUUGUGUGGAUAUUUUCAGGGGAAAAGGCCAAAGUUUGAGUGGAAGAAAGUGUUGUAAUAAAGACUUUAUAUGUUUGUACAACAUUUUGGCUUCCCUCUUAUUAUUGCCUCCUUGCUCCACAAACUGACUGUUUUUUCAGAAUGAAUAGAAGAUGUUCCACAAUUAGAGAUACGUCUGU
Messenger RNA from Cyprinodon variegatus (sheepshead minnow), 5413 nucleotides. Its product is annotated as probable G-protein coupled receptor 61. The transcript has 2 exons. Bases 506 to 1915 code for a protein of 469 amino acids. NCBI's taxonomy places the organism in Eukaryota, Metazoa, Chordata, Actinopteri, Cyprinodontiformes, Cyprinodontidae. Gene Ontology annotation, biological process: G protein-coupled receptor signaling pathway. The record is from RefSeq and is a predicted model, not a curated record. Gene Ontology annotation, molecular function: G protein-coupled receptor activity. Gene Ontology annotation, cellular component: plasma membrane; endosome; signaling receptor complex.